GAUGGAUGAUUGUGAUUAUAAAUUGAUUGUCAUUUUUCAUUCCUCCAUUCCUCAUUUCACUCUUCUCAAACUUUUUGACCUUAACACUCUAACACUUCCAACACUUCACAUACACUUUUUACAAGUUCUUAACACUAAAUUUUCACCAUGUCUUCCAACGUUGUUUCCCCUAAAACCCUUAUCACCUCUUCCGCUGCUCAGGAUAAGGGCAGAAGUCAAUCUGUUCAGGAGAAGGGUGAAAACCAUAUCACCCUCGACUAUUCGCUAACCAGCAUUGGGGAAAGUAGUGGAAGUGAGGAGGAACGUGGACGUAAGAGGAUUCUCAAGCUCAGGAAGGAUCCCAUACUCAGUUUGGAUCCCUAUGCUGAUCCUGCCUUAGAGCAGUACAAUCGGCAUCAGCGUAUGCUAAAGAAGGGGUUGAGGGAUCUUUCUCGAUCCCCUUCUUUGGAGAUCGGUUCCUCCACUCAUACCGUUUCCUCUAGUGCCACUGAGACUGUGCUCGGCCGAAGGAGCCGCAGCGAGACCGAUGACGAAGAGGCUGAACCUUCGAGGCGUCGUCAGCGUAUUAGCAAGACGACGCAGGAACGCCUUGAGGACACUGUCAGGGCCCUCUGCAAGCGGGUUAAAGAGCAGGAUGAGAGGAUACUGAGUUUGGAAGUUGAUAUAGAACUUUUGAAGAAAUCCAUUCCUUCUCCUACUGUUCGUCGUAGUGGUAGAAAUCGCAAAGGAAAGAAAUAAAUCUUGCGAUUGUUGAAAUGAAUAUACUUAUCUUAUGCGGGAUGUAUGAUAAAUAUGUAAAUAUGAUGAGGAAAAUGAUAGUUGAGAUGAUAUGAAUAGUAUGAAUAGGUCCUCAUCCCCGCUUAAUAAGGGGUUUGUCUUUCUACGUUAAAAAAAGUGAAAUAUGCCAGGAUCAUAAUAAGUAAC
Molecule: messenger RNA, 924 nt
Organism: Lobosporangium transversale
Lineage: Eukaryota; Fungi; Mortierellomycota; Mortierellomycetes; Mortierellales; Mortierellaceae
Exons: 1
Coding region: 148-738 (196 amino acids)
Source: RefSeq, a predicted model, not a curated record